This is a messenger RNA of Ordospora colligata OC4, 993 nucleotides long. RefSeq lists its product as uncharacterized. The record is from RefSeq and is a predicted model, not a curated record. Lineage: Eukaryota; Fungi; Microsporidia; Ordosporidae. The transcript has a single exon. The coding region runs from base 1 to 993 and encodes 330 amino acids.
AUGGUUUUUGAGAUUUAUGCAAACAACUCGUUUGUGGGAGGAAUAUUUAGAGCAAGGAUAAUGCUUAAGAGGUGUUUUAAGAAAGAUGAGGUGGCUGAUGUGUUUGUAACGGCCAGAAUAGUUGGAGUUAUUAUUAUUAAUGGCAAAGAAAUCAAGGUUUUGGAAGCAGUUCCUGUACAACUUCAGAUUGAGCAAUGCGGCGCUAGCUAUGCAUGUGUGAUACCGAAGGACAGUGUUCCAUCGAUGAAGCUUAAGUCAUUUGAAGUUGAAUAUAGAAUUGUUGUUGAGAUGUAUUUCAGAGGAGUAAAGGAGACUGAUGCACAGGUAUUUGAGGUUUAUGCAGCUGGAUUUGAGCCUUUGAAGCCUAUGGAGAAUGUAGUGAUAUGCAAAGAGAUGAUUAGAGUUGGAAGUGGAGAGGAAACAGCUUUUGAGGAAAUAAUUAGAAGUUUGCGUAGAAUGCUUGGAGGAAGUAUGAAUGGAAUUGAGGAGACAGUCAACAGCAAGGCAAGAAUGAUUGAAAACCUUGGAGGGUUUAUGAAUGAUGUAACGCAUAGAUUCAGAGUAUUGUGCAAAGGAGAUGUGUAUCUGUAUAUGUCGGUGGAUGAUAUUUCAGUUGAGAAUGAAAGACGCAAGAUUGUUAUUAAGGAAGGCGAUGUGGAGAUUGCUAGAGUUGAGUAUGGAAAGUACCUGAUUGAAGAGGAUAGAAUGGUUGUGAGGUAUGAAAGAACGGUAAAAUUUACUGAAGUAUUUAUUGUGACUGUUGAAUGCAUAAAUGGAGAGAUUUAUAAUGAAGAAGAAAUACUUGUUGAUGCAUUUGAAUCUGAAAGAUGUGUUUUUAAGGAGAUUUUUGUGUUGUUUGACAGACGAGGAUGCUUUACGGUUGAAUAUGGUGCGAUUUGUGUGAAGUUUGCAUACAGAGUUGUCUUGGAUGGCAAGAGAUAUACUCUUCCGCUGUUGAAGAUAAGCAGUGGCUCUGUGAUAAUGAUGGAAUGA